GAUUACUCAUCCAUGGGAUACACUGACACCGACAUGUUCAGUGAGUUAAGUUUCGAUUUUGAUUCAGCAGAGCAGCGCAAAUGCAGGAAAUGUGGAAGCAUUUGCAGGACUAGCUCCAGAUCAGAAAAUGAGUGAUUGUGUGGAGGAAACCGAGGAUGUAGCAGUCUCUCCACUACCAAGCUGUCUGUCUAUGAAGAGUGAUGAUUCUAAAGAGCCCCCUCCAUACUUCAGUAAUGAACCUGGACCCUCAGACUCAAAAGGUCAGUACAGCAGACAGAGAGCAGAGUCUCCAGCACCCAGCUGUGUGUCUCUGAAGAGUGACAUUUCCAAAGAGGCCCCUCCAUACUUCAGCAAUGAACCUGGACCCUCAGACUCAAAAGGUCAGUACGGCAGACAGAGAGCAGAGUCUCCAACACCCAGCUGUCUGUCUAUGAAGAGUGACAUUUCCAAAGAGGCCCCUCCAUACUUCAGCAAUGAACCUGGACCCUCAGACUCAAAAGGUCAGUACAGCAGACAGAGAGCAGAGUCUACAGCACCCAGCUGUCUGUCUAUGAAGAGUGACAUUUCCAAAGAGGCCCCUCCAUACUUCAGCAAUGAACCUGGACCCUCAGACUCAAAAGGUCAGUACAGCAGACAGAGAGCAGAGUCUACAGCACCCAGCUGUCUGUCUAUGAAGAGUGACAUUUCCAAAGAGGCCCCUCCAUACUUCAGCAAUGAACCUGGACCCUCAGACUCAAAAGGUCAGUACGGCAGACAGAGAGCAGAGUCUACAGCACCCAGCUGUCUGUCUAUGAAGAGUGACAUUUCCAAAGAGGCCCCUCCAUACUUCAGCAAUGAACCCAGACCCCCGGAUAUGAUUCCCGAUUCCUACCGCAGCAAAAAACAAAAACAUCAGGAUAAAGAGAGGAAGAGGACUUGUGUAUCUGUGGAGGAGAUGAUUCCAUGCUGUGCUCGACCUGGACUGCAGACAGCAGCAGAUGGUGGUCUACAGAAGGUUUUAUAUGAAUAUAAGAUCAGCCAGAGGAAGAGGUUUGAGUCUGUGACGGAAGGAACUGAUAAAACAGGAAGUGUAACGCCACUCAACAGGAUCUACACUGAGCUCUACAUCACAGAGGGGCAGAGCGAGGAGGUUAAUGCCCAACAUGAGGUGUGGCAGCUUGAGACAGGGGGCUCUAUCGUGUCGUGA
Molecule: messenger RNA, 1186 nt
Organism: Eleginops maclovinus (Patagonian blennie)
Lineage: Eukaryota; Metazoa; Chordata; Actinopteri; Perciformes; Eleginopidae
Product: proteoglycan 4-like
Exons: 10
Coding region: 128-1186 (352 amino acids)
Biological process (GO): intracellular signal transduction
Source: RefSeq, a predicted model, not a curated record